Molecule: messenger RNA, 1542 nt
Organism: Menidia menidia (Atlantic silverside)
Lineage: Eukaryota; Metazoa; Chordata; Actinopteri; Atheriniformes; Atherinopsidae
Source: the annotation of a GenBank genome assembly
AAGGCCUGUAAUGGGUACAUGCUAUUUAAGAGUGCACGUUCUAAAUCUGUCUUUUGGAUUUAGUGAUUAUCAACAUGGAUAUUAAUGGGAUACUAAGUGGAAAUCAGAUUGAUAUCCUCUCUGACGUAUACAUAGUAUUACUUAUUCUCAGUGUAGUUGGGAGUUUUUCGGUCCUGGUAGUUUCCAUCUUGAGAUGGAGAAAUAUAAGGGAGCAAGUACACCUACUGGUGCAGCUUGCUCUGGCAGACCUGUUGGCCGCUCUGGUCCUGAUGUCCACGAGUAUCAUGAACAAAUUUCAAAUGGACAGGAGCGUGAUAAUCUGCCAGUACCUGCUGCCUCUGUCACUGACAUUUUAUUUCAUAUCAUUUUUACUGGUGGUUGUUUACGCCUGGAAGUCGAAGACUGCUAUCCAAGGCUGGAGGGAAAGAGCAGCAAACGAUGAGGAUGGGCAGAGUCACUGCAGAGGGAAAAUAGUAACUUUACCUGUCUAUGGUGUUGUCUGGCUUAUCCCACUGGCAAUUUACUUAACCUAUGUGCUCACUCCUUUAAUAACAACUGCCAUGGUGAUUCCAAUGGGUGGCAUCCCACUUGCCCAGAAUGAAAGUACUUACUGCACCAGCUGUAUUUUGUUCCUGCAUGUCUGGAGGGAUCCCUGCUCAAAAACUGAGAUAAUCCAUGACACCUUCAUCCGACUUUUCCUCUUCUUAGUAGUGAUACCAGUGAUGUUAUCCUGCUCUGUUAUUUACUACAAGGUUGGGAAGUGGUAUGCAAGGCAUGAGCACGACAGGCUUUUUCCUGUGGAGGGAGAUGGACGUUCAACAAGGCGAGUCAAAAAAGUGAUUUCCACAGCGCGGAAUAUGGUGAUGGUCAUUAUAAUCUGUUGGACACCAGCUCUUUUCCUCAUUUUACUGUCUACGCUCAUGAUCUGGACAAAAAUCGAGCAGCGUAGUUUAUUUGGCCUUUAUAUGGUCCAGGCUGCCACCGUGUCCCUCCAAGGUUUCCUUAACAGUAUGGUCUACGCAUGGAAACGACCCAACUUCACAGAGGCUGUUUUCGGGGAAAACACACCUCUGGUGGCACACAACCAUAUGGCCUUCUUUGAUGAGUCAUUAAGGACUUCUGCCUAAUUGAUGAAACACUGGAUGAUUAAUGGGUUUCGGUUUCAAGAAGAGAAAACUCACACCUCAUGGCAUCAUUGCAGUCACUACUGAAAAACUGAAACUAAUCUCACUUGUGGACUAAAUAUGAAGAAACUGGAGAAGAUGAAGGAGACACAAGGGCUACUUAAAAAGUUAAGUUAAAAAAAAAAAACUUUUUUCUAUAGCAGCUGCUUUGUAUUUAGUGUCUUAAAUAGCCAUAAUGAUGUAAAUCUUGGCUCUAAUGAGUCUGGAGUUCCAUUUAUAAAAUAUCUGUUAUUUUACUGCUUUUUCAAAGAUUUUAAUGAUAUCCGAGAACAUUGAGGAUUCAUUUUUGUGUGAUUUUUAUUUUAUUUAUUUGUUACGAUUAAUUAUGUUUCUUCCACCUAUAUGUUUUUUAACCAGC